GGACGGAAUUUCGUCGUCUUCUGUGAUCGUGGAGGUUGUAGGGAGCGUUCAAUUGCCCGAUCGCCCAGGUCAGGGGCACUUCCUACAGCUUAGGAGAUUCAGGUCGCUUCCAUCCUUUGGGGAACCCACGAUGUGCUCGACUGAUGCUGCCAAGGCUCAGCCUGUUGUCUCCUUCGCUCAGUGUGACAUCAUUCAGACGCUUCUACAGAGGUGACAGCCCAACAGAUUCUCAAAAGGACUUGAUUGAAAUCCCUUUGCCUCCUUGGCAGGAGAGAACUGAUGAAUCCAUAGAAACCAAAAGAGCCCGCCUGCUGUAUGAGAGCAGAAAGAGGGGGAUGUUGGAAAACUGCAUUCUCCUUAGCCUCUUUGCUAAAGAAUAUCUGCAUCACAUGACGGAGAAGCAGCUGAACCUCUAUGAUCGCCUGAUUAAUGAGCCUAGUAAUGACUGGGAUAUUUACUACUGGGCCACAGAAGCAAAACCAGCCCCAGAAAUAUUUGAAAAUGAAGUCAUGGCACUGCUGAGAGACUUUGCUAAAAACAAAAACAAAGAACAGAGACUGCGUGCCCCAGAUCUUGAAUACCUCUUUGAGAAGCCACGUUGAAUUGUGAACUGUGCUCCACUCCCUGCCCUGGGACUCUGGCUGUGGACGGUAACCACUUAUGACACUGGCCUCAGCUUCCUGUUGCUCUUAGACAUUGCCCCCUCAAGUGAUGGACACAUCUCUCUCCCAGGACAGACAUGUAAAUGUGCACUGUGACUCUCGCUGACAUUUUUUUGUUGGACUCUGAGCCUUUAAUGUAGUUUGUCAGUGCUGUGGGCACUCGGCCUGUUUGUCUGGCUGCUGUAGUGCAGGUCUGCCACAAGAGGGCACUGUAGGAGAGGCGACUGCGCCUUGCUUUUCUCCUGCCCCAGGUGUGCUCAGUGAAAGGCCUCAGCCAGGCUGUGCUGAAUGAAAAGCUGCCCUCCCACCCCUUCACCCCAGUGGCCCUGGGCUUUGUAGAAGUGAAGUGCCCCCUUCCAACCAGGGAUGAUCCUUUCUGCCCCCUGAGUGGAACCCGUCAAAGACACAGCGGGCAGAAUGAGGGCAGCAUGCGGGAGUGGCGUGGGCCUAAGAGUCAACGUCUUCAUCAUCAGAUUUCUUUUAAAACGUGCACUUUGUAAGUUGAAAGAUCAUGAAUAUUAAAG
This is a messenger RNA of Urocitellus parryii (Arctic ground squirrel), 1186 nucleotides long. The record is from RefSeq and is a predicted model, not a curated record. NCBI's taxonomy places the organism in Eukaryota, Metazoa, Chordata, Mammalia, Rodentia, Sciuridae.